GGUAGGGGUAUGCUCUGUUAUGAACUCACGAUGCUAUGAUUAUCUCACUCAGCUAUGAGCUGACCCUCUUUUAUCCUUUUCCUCUGCUUAUGCUAUGUGUAAGCAGAUCAUCAGCAGUAGCAGUAGCAGUAGCAAGUACUUAGGUGUGGGUAGAGCGAGGAGUUGAAGGCAGGAUGAGGUAUUGUCUUCAACUAUUUUGUGCUUGGACUACUACUCGGGAUUUUGGCCAGUGAUCCACAC
Molecule: messenger RNA, 240 nt
Organism: Linum tenue
Lineage: Eukaryota; Viridiplantae; Streptophyta; Magnoliopsida; Malpighiales; Linaceae
Source: the annotation of a GenBank genome assembly